AUGGCCUUCUCCACGGCCAUCGCUCGUCCACUACAGCUGGCCACUCGUACCCUGCAGUGGAUCAGCGCGGUCAUUGUCAUGGGCUUGACGUCUUACUUCCUUCAUCAUGGUCCACAUGGUCAGCACAUGAUAUACCAAGAAGUCAUUGCUGUCUCCUCAGUCAUCUUCUUUAUCCCAGCAUUCAUAUCACCAUUUCUGCCUUCAGCACUAAGCAGAUUCGUGCUAGUCAUCGAUGUCAUAUUCUCAUACCUCUGGUUGACUGCCUUCAUCUUCGCCGCCCAAGAUUACAGCACAAAUCGAUGCUCCUCCACCAAACCUUUCGGCAUCAACUGCCGCCACAAGCGGGCCAAUGAAUCUUUCAUCUUUGUAGCAUUUAUCCUCACAUUCUUCGGUGUGUUUAUCGAAGUCGCGGCCUUGUGGGCGCAUCGCAAGGAAACCAACACCGCCGAACGCUCUGUCACUGAGGAGCAGAAAGCCGAGACUGAGGCUCGUCCUCCUCUUGAUGCGCCCGCUGCAGCUCCUGUUGGCAAUGUCUAA
Penicillium paradoxum is the source of this 537-nucleotide messenger RNA. Its product is annotated as MARVEL domain-containing protein. The transcript has 4 exons. Lineage: Eukaryota; Fungi; Ascomycota; Eurotiomycetes; Eurotiales; Aspergillaceae. Gene Ontology annotation, cellular component: membrane. The record is from RefSeq and is a predicted model, not a curated record. Bases 1 to 537 code for a protein of 178 amino acids.